This is a messenger RNA of Aureobasidium uvarum, 345 nucleotides long. The record is from the annotation of a GenBank genome assembly. NCBI's taxonomy places the organism in Eukaryota, Fungi, Ascomycota, Dothideomycetes, Dothideales, Saccotheciaceae.
AUGGCAGAGGCAAUCAAGAUUGAUGUUGAAUUCACAAACCACAAAGUCUCGUUGCCAGCACAAGAUCAAGAUGGCAAACCAGCCAAUAUCGCCUUUCUGAUCAAACAUUUAUGCGAAAACCUCAUGACGGAUCAGAAAAGAGAACUCUUCCUUCUUGACGAAUCUGUGUAUGUUCUUGUCUUUCAACACACCCCUCUACGUGCACUGACUAACACCUGUGCCAAGNNUCGUCCAGGUAUUCUCGUCUUGAUCAAUGAUGCAGACUGGGAACUCGAGGGUGAGGAUCAAUAUGAGCUUCAACCAAGAGACCAAAUCGUCUUUGUCUCUACUCUGCACGGCGGAUAG